Aspergillus piperis CBS 112811 is the source of this 377-nucleotide messenger RNA. RefSeq lists its product as uncharacterized. Bases 93 to 317 code for a protein of 74 amino acids. The transcript has a single exon. The record is from RefSeq and is a predicted model, not a curated record. Lineage: Eukaryota; Fungi; Ascomycota; Eurotiomycetes; Eurotiales; Aspergillaceae.
UCAUUUUUCGAUCUUUCAAACGGAGAGCAAGUGACUGUCACCGAAUACCCACCUCGGAACCAAGCACCCACUCUGUCCCUAUGGACUCCGCUAUGGCCCAGGUACAUUUGCCGUUACUGGCAAAGGCACACGAAAUGGCUGCUUCAAGCUGCCUAAGGGUCGAUCCAAUGGAUCUUGUUUCCUAUCCUAUAGGAUCCAGUGUCAAGGCUCCAUACGAUGAUAGUAUCCAGAUUCCAGAUAGACUAAUGUGGAAUCAUGACGAGCAAAAGUGCCAGACAAUUAGCCUGUUGUUCAGUUUUCAGCGUCCGCCACUAUAGACCUCGGUACCAGAUCACAGGCGGCUGGCUACUGACCCGACAGCCGAUAUUCUCUGUCCC